Prosopis cineraria is the source of this 852-nucleotide messenger RNA. RefSeq names its product probable calcium-binding protein CML43. The transcript has a single exon. NCBI's taxonomy places the organism in Eukaryota, Viridiplantae, Streptophyta, Magnoliopsida, Fabales, Fabaceae. Bases 133 to 690 code for a protein of 185 amino acids. The record is from RefSeq and is a predicted model, not a curated record. Gene Ontology annotation, molecular function: enzyme regulator activity; calcium ion binding.
AAUAAUCACCAUACUUGUUGCUUGUAUCACACCUCUAGCUAGUUAUACCAAAAUCUUGCAUUUACUUCUUGUAAUUCAAUUCUCGGCUUUCAUUCGAUUUUGUUGAAUUUUGUUCUCGGAGCAUUGCCACAAAUGGGGAUAGCAGAAGCAUGCUCCAGGAUUAUUGGAGACUUUUUACAAGCUUUUAGAUGUUCACAACAAAGCUCAGAGCCUCAAGCUGAUCACAACCAACCUCCCUGCAAGCCCCAGAAUGUGCUCAAACUGGAUGACCAGAUGGUCAGUGCUCUCAUCACUGUCUUCGGCAUGGAAAACAAUGGAAGAAUCAAGAAGGAAACUGCUCGGCAAGUGGUAGAGAAGCUCGGUUUGCUAUAUGGUUCAGAGGAGGAGAAGCCCUCAGGGUUCGAGCUGCCUGACCAUGGAGGCUUAGAAGAUGAUGAAGUGCCUGUGGAAGAAGUUCUCAAUGGAUUGGAAGACAUGUCAAAGCGCAGCGAGCUAUUACACAAGGCCUUCAAAAUCUUCGAUGAAGAUGGAGAUGGGUACAUAGAUGCAAUGGAGUUGAAGAGGGUUCUGGAUUGCUUGGGUUUGGAUAAAGGUUGGGACAUGAGCACCAUUGAGAAAAUGGUGGAUGUUGCAGAUUUGAACUUUGAUGGCAAGGUUGAUUUCAGUGAGUUUGAGUUGAUGAUGGGGUAGGUAGCGGUUUAUUCAUUUUGCUUUUAGGAAUAAAAUUAUUAAUCAUCAGCCAAUUAAUUGUAUAUUACUUGCUUCCACAGUCCUCACUCCUCAGGAUGAAAACUUGAAGAUGGAUUUUUUACUUUCCAAUUGAUUGGUUCAAAGGAAAAGCCAUUUGAUUUA